AUGCCAUCAUUUCAUGGUCAUAUCUAUGUUGUAACCGAUCAAAUACCAAAUUGGUUAGAUAUUUCAAAAUCAAAGUCACAACUCCGAGUGAUUUCAACUCGAGAAAUCAUAGAUAAGAAGUAUCUUCCAACAUUUAAUUCUCAUGCUAUAGAAGCUAAUCUUCACAAAAUUCCAAAUUUGAAGGAAUUUUAUCUUUAUUUUAACGAUGAUUACAUACUUGGACGUCCAGUUUCGAUCGAUGAUUUUUUCCUCGAUGGAAAAUGUCCAGUCAUUUAUGGUGACGAUCGUUUAACAUCAAACACUAAUGUUACAUUGAAUAUUCAUAAGAAAGCAAUGUUGAAUACAAACUUUUUACUUGACAAUUUCCUGACUAAUACAAAUAGAAACGUGAAUACAAGUGAUCGACAUUUUCUUCCACAUGCUCCACAUCCAAUCAGAAAAUCAAUUGCUGAAGAGGUUUGGUCCUCGAAGUUCACCGAAAUUCAUCGUGAACAAUCAUCACAUCGAUUUCGUGACAUGAAUGAUGUUCAUCCAACUUAUUUUAUUUCGCGGUAUUUAAUUGAACAGUCGAACGGAUGUGUCGAAGAACGACGAAUGAAAAGUGCUUGUCCACCUGAUGGAGAAGAUUUUUGUAAUCAAGUACUUAAGAAUAGUUUAAAACAAGCAAGGCUAUUUUUUGACGGUCUUCGUUAUCGACCACAAAUGCCAAAAUUUUUAAGUAUUAAUGAUCGUACAAAUAAAAAUUAUACACAUCAGGGCAGAAUUCAUGAGGAAUUUCGACGCUUUUUAAAAGAAAUGUUUCCACAUAAAAGCAAAUUCGAAUUGAAAGAUUGUACACUGUGA
Rotaria sp. Silwood1 is the source of this 843-nucleotide messenger RNA. Lineage: Eukaryota; Metazoa; Rotifera; Eurotatoria; Philodinida; Philodinidae. The record is from the annotation of a GenBank genome assembly.